Messenger RNA from Aspergillus campestris IBT 28561, 888 nucleotides. RefSeq names its product 60S ribosomal protein eL27. Gene Ontology annotation, cellular component: ribosome; cytosolic large ribosomal subunit. The record is from RefSeq and is a predicted model, not a curated record. NCBI's taxonomy places the organism in Eukaryota, Fungi, Ascomycota, Eurotiomycetes, Eurotiales, Aspergillaceae. Gene Ontology annotation, molecular function: structural constituent of ribosome. The transcript is spliced from 4 exons. Bases 29 to 436 code for a protein of 135 amino acids. Gene Ontology annotation, biological process: translation.
CUUGCUGCCGCUCACCGGGACUUUCACAAUGAAGUUCAUGAAAGUGGGCCGUGUGGCCAUCAUCACCCGUGGCCGUUACGCCGGUAAGAAGGUCGUCAUUGUCCAGCCUAACGAGACUGGCUCCAAGGCGCACCCGUUCCCCUACGCCAUCGUUGCCGGUAUCGAGCGCUACCCCGGCAAGGUCACCCGCCGCAUGGGUAAGAAGAUGGUCGAGAAGCGCAGCCGCAUCAAGCCUUUCAUCAAGGUCGUCAACUUCAACCACCUGAUGCCCACCCGUUACACGCUCGAGCUUGAGGGUCUCAAGGGUGCCGUCUCCACCGACACCUUCAAGGAGGUCUCCCAGCGUGAGGAGUCCAAGAAGACCAUCAAGAAGGCUCUGGAGGACCGCUACACCAGCGGCAAGAACCGCUGGUUCUUCACUCCUCUGCGUUUCUAAACGGGUUAUUUUGGGGCGUUUUGUCAUUUGAGCGCGCAAGGUCUUAGAUGAGGCAAAAGGGCAAAAAAACGCAUCGAGCACACUCGGUUCACGAGCACGGGAUUGAGAUGACGAAUACCAAUGCUGGAGGAAAGAAGCGGGGGUGUAUCGAUGUACAAGUCCAGGACUGGGCCAGUUCUUAGAUGAAGGAGGCCACUCAGAUCUGGCGUCCUUUUGAAACGAAUGGAAAAUAUGAACAAAUUCAAAUUCCCUUUUUUUGUCUGAGCCACAACUUGAAUCUUUGGAUCUGUCGUGUUGACCUAGUUUGCUUGCUUGCUAUUAACCUAGUUCUGGAUUGCCGAUCAUAUCGUGUUGCGCAUACGACCUUGGAUAUAGUACGGAAGUCUGCCUUAAUGAAGCUUGACCGAUCCUUCCGAGCCUCUCCCGUGGGGUGUCAUCGUACAGACACUAUC